AUGCUUUGUGCUGCAUUUUUUAUUAUAGGCCUGGCUGGUUAUGUAGAAAAAGCCUUCGCCGUGGACGUCGGUGGCAUUUCUGCCAUACGUUUUGCUUCUGGUUCCGGCCUGUUUCCUUUGGGUCGUGAUGGAAUAGUCGAAGUCAAGUACUUUAAUGAAUGGUCGUCCAUUUGUAACUUUGGUUUCGACCACGUGGCUGCGUCCACGGCUUGUUACAUGAUGGGAUACCCUCCUUUCGGCGUUCCGAUCUUAAACAGGAAUGCCAAGAGCCUUUACCCAACCAAACUAUCCAGCUUUAAUUGUACUGGUCGCGUAACACUUGGACCGAAUCCACCAGAACCCCUCUCAGUCCACCUGGGUAAGUGCGAGUUCACGUCCGAGGCACCCAGUGCGUGUGAAGGUCACAAGCGUGAUGUUGCCAUCGCUUGUCUAGAACCCCGUUCAAUUGAAAGCACAGAUUUACCUCCGCCAGUGAAAUUCGCUCCAGUAACUUGUCCUGGUAACUCCAGUGAGAUUCGUCUAACUAAUUUUGGCCCUACUGCCGGCCGUGUCGAAGUUAAGCAUCCGGAGACUGGCAUAUGGGGUACUAUCUGUGCUGACGGAUUCGGAACAAACGAGGCCAAAGCGGUAUGCAGGAUGCUCUGUUCAAGCAGUGACGAUCUAGCGUACGCCCACGCCCUCAUCAAUGCCUUCCCGGGCGACUCGCCAACAACCCUUCCUAUUCACCUGGCUCGCGUCUCCUGUCCCGCCGGUGCUGAGUCUCUGAAUGACUGCAGUCUGGGCGAGGGCUGGGGCUCGGUUCGCGGCUGCACCCACGACCUUGAUGUCGGCGUGGUCUGUGGACCGGAACUGCUUGCUCCGAAAAUGCCCAUUGAGACCAGCCUCUCGUGUGAAGGCGAGACAGCCACGAUUCGAUUCAAAGCCGACCAGAUGGGUGAUCUCUCGUCACAGAUGAUCCACCUCAAUCGCAGCCUGCCCUUCGGUUGCGAAUUCGACAUUGUCCGUGAGGGUGCCGAGGUGAUUGUCUCCUUCCCCAUGGAAAGAUGCGGUGGAACCUACGAACGGAGUAACUCGACGACCCUGGCAAUUCACCUCUCACUGAUGUUCAAUCGGACACAGCCGUUUGUGCUGCCGGUCACGUGUUUCCUGGAACGAACGGACUCCGUGCAGUCGGACGUCCAGGCGGUGGCAACAAGCGUGCUCCCCCCCGUCGAAGCCACUCGCACCUCACCCACCGAGAUAGCCUUCUACUCGGAUCGCCUCUUCCAGAGGCGCAUAAGCGAUCGUCUGAACAUCCUCCCGCAUCGCAGGGUGUUCGCGCUGGUUUCGCUAAAACGUGCCGAGUGGAACAGCAAACUUGUUCUUCGCAACUGUUGGCUCUCCGCCAAUGAAACCGGCGCUGGACGCAUCGCGGUUAUCAAAGAUGGGUGUCCGGCGAAUGCUCAAAUUCACCUGCAUCCUGUCUCUCGCAACGCCAUCGGCUUCUCCUUUGAGACUGCCUACUUCAGAAACACCUCACGGAAACUCAACGGCGGUCGGCUACUCCAGCUAUUCGUUUCUUGUCAGACACGCCUGUGCCAGACCUACGAGACGGACCGCGAAUGCAUGCAAAACUAUCGUGUCUGA
Messenger RNA from Mesocestoides corti, 1626 nucleotides. The record is from the annotation of a GenBank genome assembly. Lineage: Eukaryota; Metazoa; Platyhelminthes; Cestoda; Cyclophyllidea; Mesocestoididae.